Cuscuta campestris is the source of this 2029-nucleotide messenger RNA. Lineage: Eukaryota; Viridiplantae; Streptophyta; Magnoliopsida; Solanales; Convolvulaceae. The record is from the annotation of a GenBank genome assembly.
AUUUCAACUCUUAGAUUUCCGUCGAAGAAGAAGCUGAAUCGUCAAUUACAUCAAGGCACUGACUCCUCCUCCAAUGGCGUCUUCUACCUCUAGAUUUAUCGCCGCCGUUCUGCUCAUCGUCGUCCUCAACCAAUCGGGCGCCGUCUCCGCCGUGUAGAGGCGAGAGAUAUUCUCGAUUGUCGCCUCCGACCUCUUGUANGAAGCCGUUUUCACUGUCUUAGCCCCGACCGUUGCAUCUCUCUUCGAGCUCGAGAUGGUGAAAUUCGGAUCUGCAUCUCGCCGCAGGAGGUCUCUUCGCAAUCUCUCCGUUGAUUUUGAAUCCGAAGCAAAACUAAGCCGCCUUGCUCAUCAAUCUCAGCAUCUUCUUCAGCUCCUUGCUUCUCCCUACGAAAAUUCCCGGCAAUGACCGGACCAGAAGCUGUAAUUGAUUUGCCGGCCGCGCUAUCCCGAAUUGGGAGGAGAAUUCGAGGUCGAUUAUGUACCACGCAGAAUCAGAUCUGAGAACGUCUAAGAAUUCGUGGCCGCCGGUCGUGAUUCCGUCGCUCCACUCCCAUUUGGUCUUACACACGGCGGCUGUGGUUCCGUAUCUGAAGAUCCUCAAUUAUGGGCUCUUCAUUCUUCCGGCCUCAUUCAAUCUCUCCAAAUCAGGUUUCAUCACAAAUUGAAUAGAAUUCAGAACAUAUUCUUCAUUUGAGUUUUCCAUCUCCAUUCCAUAUUCAUCACAGUUGAUCCAUAUUCAUCAUCUAUUCAUUGUGUUACUUCUCAAAUUGAAUAUCCAAAUUCAUUUUCAUUUUCAUCCUCAAUGGCAGCCCCUGAUCGCUGCAAUUCCUGUCUAAGAUUUUCAAUUUCUGCUUUAAUAGUUGGAGUUUGUUGCAAAUCUGCAUUCAUCCUUUUCAGAUUUUCAGUCAUCCCCUGGAUCUCAGUUGUGUGCUCCUGUUUAGCACCAUUUAAAAUUUUAAAUCUGCAUCUUUACAGAUUUUUCAUGAAGUUCUCUUAUCUUCAUUUUCAUUCUCAUGAUUGGAAUGUUUAGUUUCAGUCAUUCUUUCACUUCUGUAAAUUCAGAAGUUUCAUCAUGAUCAAUUUCACUCAAUCGGUUUGAUUGAGUUUCACUCGUAUCGUUUUGAUCGAGUUUCACUCGUAUCGUUUUGGUCGAGUUUCACUUUCAUCAUCAUCCGAUUUUCGGUUGAUUUCAUCAAUUGCUUUUGUCAAUUGAUUUCAUUUCAUCCUUUGAUGUUUCGUGUGAAUUCAUCAAUUGAUUUGUCAUCUCAACUUCAUCAUCGGCUUUGUAUGGUUCGCUUUUCUGUUCAUUUUGGAGAACCAUUGCAGCCAUCACUAGUUCAUCACUAGUUCAUCACUAUUUCAUCACUAGUUCAUCCAGAUGCAGAGGUGCUGAUAUUCUGGUUUUCAACACUGCUCAUUGGUGGUCUCAUCACAAAACCAAAGCAGGGAUGUAUUAUUACCAGGAAGGGGAUCAAGUUCAUGGGCACUCUGAUGUUUCUUGUGCUGCCAAGCCUGAGACUGUGGACAAAGUUUGUUCCAUUGUUAAGAAGCAGCUUGCACUGGCAGACAGUGUCUCUGUCUCCGGUGAAUCCAAGUUCAUUGAUCUCGGAGCUGAUUCUCUUGACACGGUUGAAAUUGUGAUGGGGCUUGAGGCAUUUGGGGUAACUUUGAGGAAAAUUCAGAUUAUGGUGGUCUCCAAGGUUUUAAGAAAGUGAGAAACAUCGAGCAGAAGCAAAGAUCCUAAACCAGAAGCUUGCUGUUUUGGUCAAUGGGUUUUCAUCCAUAUACACAUUAAAGUCAACACAGAUUUGAUUCAGUUGCAAGUUGAAGUUGUUCCCACCUUCAACUUGAGGGGGGGUGUUGGUCCGAAGCGUGAAUCUGAGAAAGAGCAGUAGAAGCGUGGAUCUGAGAGAGAGCUGAUGAGGAUAAGGUCGUAGAUGCAAAGAAGAAGAUGAUAGAAUUUGAGGAUGAAAACUUAGAGAGAUGGGUGGCCAGCUGUUAUGGAAGGAAAGAAAUACGGAGUACUUAG